Pseudo-nitzschia multistriata is the source of this 1467-nucleotide messenger RNA. Lineage: Eukaryota; Bacillariophyta; Bacillariophyceae; Bacillariales; Bacillariaceae. The record is from the annotation of a GenBank genome assembly.
GGGAACACGCCAGCGCCAUUUCCAGGUCGUUGUCGUCGUCGCAGAGGCAGACCGCGUGCCUCGACAAGAAGUCUUCGGGCGCGGAGCGGCCCCCGCUGCUGCGGCCGUGUGCAGCACAGUCCUCCGGGAAGAAUUUCUUGGCCAGGUACAGGCAGCAAUUCUUUUUGCCGCUGCAGGACGGGUAAAAGUCGACACACUUUAGAUUGACGCUGGACACGAUUCUGUUYCCGUCGGUGGCCGCAUUCCAGGGUGGCUCUUCGAGGAGGAGUGCCAGUUGAUCGAUGCGGUUCGCGGUGUUGGAUUGCUGCUUCUGGUUUACCCGAAAACAGGUCGCGUACCCCUUGAUGUCGGUGGCGAUUCCCUUGGUUGCCAGCUCCCGGGCAAGGUCCCACAGCAGACCGGAGCGUUCCUCCAGCGGAACCGUCGAAGCCGGCGACGASGGAUCGUCCGCAACUUGUUGCAGCUUUGCCGAACCGAAGGACGAAUACGAAUGCGAAUCUUCGGGCUCGUGUAUUCCGGUCAUGGCUUCUUCCAUGGUUCGCUUCCAGUCGAGGUCCUCGCGGAUCCCGAAGGGCCGAAAGUACCCGUCGUCGUCGCUGUGUUUGUCGUUUCCUUCGUCCCUAAAUCGAUGCGGUGUGACCCAGAAGACGUCGUCGUGUCCGUUGCCGUUUUCCCCAYCGUCUUCGUCGGAACCGAUCGGAUAAAAUAUCCGUCCACCGUUUUCGCUGCAAUACGCAUCGGCCCUUGGCAGGUAUGGAAGGCGCUGCAACAGCGUGGGGGUUCGCAUCCCCGAAACGAGAACGAAUUUCACAUUUGUUCCGGAAUUGCCACCCUUUCGAAUCGUCCUGACGAGCGACAGCGUCUUGGUGGAAAUCACUCCCUUGAGCCCCGUCGAUGACGGUGGGAAUUCCAGGACGCCCGUGUUUGCUUCGCUGGUGUCGUUGCCGACGUCGUCGUCUCCGGAACCAACGGGAUAGUGAAUCAGGGUUCCAUCGAGGUCGGAGAAGACAAUCUUGAGAGCGCCGUUUUGCGUUGCGCCGGUGUUCGCAGCAGCAACAGAAGGCAUGGUUGCCGGAGUUGCCGAGGACGACGAUGCCUUGUCGGUUGCCAGCAGCAAGACUAGAAUGCAAAAGAGUCUGAUUCUCGUGCGGGGAGACACAGAAGAAUCCGCAGCAGCAACAACAACUUCGAGUUGGUCGUGUCCCUUCCUCCCUGGGAUUGCGCUCGUUUUCUUACUUCUAGUGGUCCUUCUUUCACCACAGUGUCUUCUGGGUGGGUUCGAUUUCAAUGCCAGCAUGGCGGAGUCCCGUCGCAGGUUUUGUUUGUGGGUAUGUACGGUACGCGUGUUUCAGAUUUGAUGAUGAGUUGUGUCGCAGUCGUACUGAGUGAGGAGCCAUGUUUCGAAACUCGAAAAGAAUGUACCGGUAUCAAAACUCAAAACAGAACGAAUGAAAAUACGAUACGACA